Populus euphratica (Euphrates poplar) is the source of this 579-nucleotide messenger RNA. RefSeq lists its product as uncharacterized. NCBI's taxonomy places the organism in Eukaryota, Viridiplantae, Streptophyta, Magnoliopsida, Malpighiales, Salicaceae. The record is from RefSeq and is a predicted model, not a curated record. The transcript has a single exon. Bases 1 to 579 code for a protein of 192 amino acids.
AUGGUAACCAUCACCACAUCUACCAUCGACUCUACACACUCACCCAUCAUCACAAUUAAUGCUGCCACAACCAUCAAUGAAAAACUCAUCCCCUCUACUUUUCCACAGUGGCGAGCUCAAUUUGAAGCAUUGCUCAUUGGCUACGAUCUUAUUGAGUUUGUAACGGGUACACACAAGUGUCCUGUCAUUGAUGUGCUGAACCUUACUGCAUCCAAAGCUGCGAAUUCCCACUGGAUUCGCCAAGACAAGCUCAUCCUACAUGCCAUCCUCGCCUCCACCUCUACCACCAUUACCCCCCUUCUCUUUGCCUACAAAACAUCUCAUGAGGCUUGGACAACACUUAUCCGCUUAUAUGCAGGCAAAUCCAGAACACGUGUGAUGCAGCUCAAAGAAGACCUGACCUUGAGCAAUCGUGGGUCUCGUUCAGUUUCUGAAUUCCUUCAAGGAAUUAAAGUAAUUGCUGAUGAACUAGCAAUCAUCGAUCAUCCAGUUUCAGAUGAUGAUUUAACUCUAUACAUACUCAAUGGAUUGGGUAUUGAGUUUAGAGAAAUUGUUGGAAUGUUACCAUUGAUACGCUGA